AUCUUUGUGGGGUACUUUAACUAACAAGAUUAAAUCUUCUACAUUUUUUAUAUUUGAAAAUCUUUUAGAACCAAUAAAUAUAAAAGCAUCAUCUGAGACAGUUCUAAAAUGGAAAAGAUCUGAACAGACUAAAGUAUGUUAUAAGCAACUAUUUAAUGAGGUAGAAAACAAUUCUGAUGAGACUUAUAUGUCUCAAAUUUUAAAAAGAAUUUGGCCUAGUGGAGAUGCCUCUAAAGAAAAUAUAGCAUAUGCUAUAGCUAUAACACAAACUAUGCUUAAUCCCAAAUAUGACAAAAUAAUGAUGUCAGAUACUGCUGUUAAAAAUUUAAUUAAAAAAAAUUUAAUAUGUAUUUAUUAA
Molecule: messenger RNA, 358 nt
Organism: Scutellospora calospora
Lineage: Eukaryota; Fungi; Glomeromycota; Glomeromycetes; Diversisporales; Gigasporaceae
Source: the annotation of a GenBank genome assembly